AUGUCACCAAGUGAAGCAACAGGAGGUCAGGUUUAUGGCUUACCUGAAACAGAAGAGGAUACCGAAAUUCUCCGUGUUAGAGUUGUUAAGGCGGAACGUCUAUCAAAAAGAGAUAUAUUCGGAGUUUGUGAUCCAUAUGCAGUGAUUUUGCUGAAACGUUAUGGAAGUAACAAUACCCGUGAACCAAUAUGGAAUGAAGAAUUUCUCUUUCGCGUGGUACGCAAAAAUUGCAUGUUAACAGUGCAGAUUUUUGAUGAAAGGCGUAUUACACGCGAUGAUUUCCUUGGAAUGGUGGAAAUUGACUUAGCACAGGUACGUAUCCCGCAUGAACUGAUCGGAAUACCAAUUCCAGAAGCGUCAUAUAUUCUGAGUGCUCGUUCACAUCGCUCUUACUCUCCAGUUCAGGGUAGUGUACGUCUUUCACUUUCAUAUGUCACUAAUUCUACACACCCAGCUAUGGAGCAGAACUCUACCAAUGACGACGGUGAUUGGGAGCAGUUGAGUCCUAACUGUUUAGCCAACCGACAGGUUCCAAUAUCUCUUCCUGAAGGUUGGGAAGAACGGCUAGACGCAAAUGGUCGAACAUUUUACGUUAAUCACAUAUCGAGAACUACACAAUGGAUGCGACCUACGAGAAGUGGCAUGGAAUCUGAGUUAGACGAAACAGAGCAAGAGGAUGCUUUGCGUAGAAAUUAUGAAAGUCGUUGGCAAGGUUCUAGUGAGGAACAUGUUGAGGAUAGUAUUGCUAAUUUGGAAGUUGGUUUGCGAGCAAAAUUUGAAUCUGGUGGUCGUGUUGAUCCUAAUGAUGGUCGCGGGUUGUUGCCCCAGGGUUGGGAUAUGCAAGUGGCACCAAAUGGACGGACGUUUUUCAUUGAUCAUAUACACAAGACAACAACUUGGAUUGAUCCAAGAGAUGGCCAGGCUUCAGCUACUUCUUAUUUAAAGGAAGUGCGAACCGACGAACUAGGCGAAUUGCCUGCUGGUUGGGAAAAGAGAAUUCAUGCUGAUGGUAGGAUAUUUUACAUUGACCACAACACUCGCCGAACACAAUGGGAAGAUCCGAGAUUUGAGAAUACGAAUAUUGCUGGUCCAGCUGUUCCAUAUUCGCGUGAUUAUAAAUGUAAAUAUGAAUAUCUGAGAUCACAUCUUCCAAAACCACCUACCAACAUCAAAUGUGAAAUUAUCGUGCGACGGAUUCAGCUCUUCGAAGAUUCUUAUAGACAGAUAAUGCAGUUAUCACCUACUCUUUUGCGUGCUAAACUUUGGAUUGAAUUCGAGAAUGAAACAGGUUUGGAUUACGGUGGCGUAGCUCGCGAAUGGUUUUAUUUACUUUCUCAUGAUAUUUUCAACCCGUAUUACGGUCUCUUCGAAUAUUCAGCAACAGAUAAUUAUACUUUACAAAUAAAUCCGCAUUCGGAAACCUGUAAUCCGGAACACUUAUCUUAUUUCCACUUUAUUGGUCGUGUCAUUGGUAUUGCUAUUUACCACGGGAAAUUACUUGAUGCAUUUUUCAUUCGACCGUUUUAUAAAAUGAUGUUGGAUAAGCCAAUCACUCUAAAUGAUAUGGAGUCUGUGGAUAAUGAGUAUUUCAAUUCCUUAAUUUACAUCAAAGAUAAUAAUCCAGAAGAUUUGGAUUUGCACUUUGCAGUGGACGAGGAUGUUUUUGGAAAGAUGAAUAGCGUGGAACUUCGAAAUGGAGGAGCGGAGGAGAAAGUAACAGAUGCAAAUAAAGACGAGUAUAUUGACUUAAUCAUUAAGUGGCGCUUUGUUAGUCGCGUUGAAGAACAAAUGAAAGCACUGAUGAGGGGAGUUCACGAGCUAAUACCACCAAAUUUGCUGUCAAUUUUUGACCCGAAUGAGCUUGAAUUACUUGUGUGUGGCUUACAAAAAAUUGACGUUAAAGACUGGAAAGACAAUACUCUGUAUAAAGGUGGCUACUCUCCAAGUCAUCCGGUAAUUCAAAACUUCUGGAAGUGCUUGCUUGCAUUUAAUAACGAAAUGCGUGCAAGAUUAUUGCAAUUUGUUACGGGUACCUCUCGUGUUCCAAUGAAUGGUUUUCGCGAAUUAUAUGGUUCAAAUGGACCUCAAAAAUUUACAAUUGAACGCUGGGGCAGUGCAGAUAUGUUGCCACGAGCGCACACUUGUUUCAAUCGAAUCGAUCUACCACCGUAUACGAAUUUUCAUGAAAUGAAGGAACGGUUGACAACGGCAGUUGAAAACUCCGAAAUUUUCUCCGGCGUUGACUAA
Messenger RNA from Loa loa (African eye worm), 2247 nucleotides. Its product is annotated as Nedd4-PD. Gene Ontology annotation, biological process: ubiquitin-dependent protein catabolic process; regulation of dendrite morphogenesis. The coding region runs from base 1 to 2247 and encodes 748 amino acids. Gene Ontology annotation, molecular function: ubiquitin protein ligase activity; sodium channel inhibitor activity; protein binding. The record is from RefSeq and is a predicted model, not a curated record. The transcript has 14 exons. NCBI's taxonomy places the organism in Eukaryota, Metazoa, Nematoda, Chromadorea, Rhabditida, Onchocercidae.